AUGAGAGAUGUACAGUCCAAGAAAGCUAUUUACAUUCGCAGAGAAGCGCCUGCUACUUGUCAUAUAUGGUUUACUUGCAAUGGAUACCUAAUUUGUUCAAGGGAAGCUAGAAGAAGAGAUAAUUUGUAUCUAGAAUGUGCAUUGUCAAAUUCUUUGAGCCAAUCAGAGAUAACUAAAGGAACUGAAAGUGGUCCAAGCUCGAGUAUAGUUAAAAAUGAUGAUCGUAUCACAUUAACUGUCGCGGAAACUGAGGAUUCCAUAAAAGCUGAAAAAUCUGCAAUUGAUGCAAUCAAAAGGGCAAAACGGUCGGAAAAUGAUGAGUUGAAGCGUAGGAAAGAAACAGAGAAGGCACUGAGGAAAGCGAAAGAAGAACUUGAACAGAUGAGGUCGGAAUUCGAGACCCGAAUAACAGACUUUAAUAUGGUGAUAAGAAAGCUUCAAGAAAAAUAUAGCUUAUCAAUGGGAGCAUUGAGAAGACUUAGAGAAGAGCGAGACGAGUUAAAGAUAGAGCUCAGAGAAGUAUCAAAGCUGAAGAGUAACCGCAAGAACCAUGAACCACCUCAGUACUUCAUAUGUCCCAUUACACAGGAUGUUAUGGAGGAUCCACAUGUAGCAGCAGAUGGUUUUACAUAUGAAGGAGAAGCCAUAAGUGGUUGGUUUGAGAGAGGACAUGAGACUUCUCCAAUGACAAACAAAAUACUUCCUCACACGAGCUUGGUUCCAAAUCUUGGUCUUCGAUCCGCAAUCCAAGAAUGGCUUCAAGCUCUUGAGAUUGUAUGCUUGUAA
Arabis nemorensis is the source of this 786-nucleotide messenger RNA. The record is from the annotation of a GenBank genome assembly. NCBI's taxonomy places the organism in Eukaryota, Viridiplantae, Streptophyta, Magnoliopsida, Brassicales, Brassicaceae.